Molecule: messenger RNA, 3022 nt
Organism: Populus trichocarpa (black cottonwood)
Lineage: Eukaryota; Viridiplantae; Streptophyta; Magnoliopsida; Malpighiales; Salicaceae
Product: auxin response factor 3
Exons: 11
Coding region: 498-2720 (740 amino acids)
Biological process (GO): regulation of DNA-templated transcription; response to hormone
Cellular component (GO): nucleus
Molecular function (GO): DNA binding
Source: RefSeq, a predicted model, not a curated record
ACAGAUAUAGUUCCCAUUAAUAUCUCUUUUUCUGUCUCUCUCUCUAACACUACUGCCACACAUCGCAUCCUUGCAGGGUCUUCACAGCAUGGCAGCAUUGCGGCAGGCACUGCAUCUCAGUUUUGCAGAUCAUGAGCAAGGAAAGAAACCCAUGAAAAAUUGAGAAGAAAAAUAAAUAAAAAGUUGAAAGCUUUAAUUUAAUUUAAUUUAAUACUAGUACCCUUUAAAGCCUUUGAUUUGAUAUCUUAAAAAAGCAGAGAGAGACAAAGGGUCUCUCUUUUUAAGAGUCUUGACUCUAAUCUCCUUUUAGGCAAUUGCCAAAGUUGCACUAUAAUGCAGUCAUGAAAUCUCUCCUCGCUCACAAAAGCACUUGUCUUUUAAUAAACCUUCAUUAUUGUUAUCAACAGUUACUCCUUGUUAUUCUUCAAGAACUCUACACUGUUCCUGUUGUUACUGCCUUUGUUUAGGAAAGGCUAUAGAGCUGAUCAAGGCUAAAAAUGGUGGGUAUGAUAGAUCUCAACACUAUUGAAGAAGAUGAAACUACACCGUCUUGUGGGUCUUUAUCUUCUCCAUCAUCAUCCUCUGCUGCUUCUGCUUUGAGUGCUUCUGGCUCUGGUUCUAGUACCUCUUCUGUUUGUUUGGAGCUUUGGCAUGCUUGUGCUGGCCCACUAAUAUCUUUGCCAAAGAGAGGGAGUGUUGUUGUGUAUUUCCCUCAAGGCCACUUGGAACAACUCCCUGAUUUGCCUCUUGCAGUUUAUGAUCUCCCUUCUCAUGUCUUCUGUCGAGUUGUUGAUGUCAAGCUCCAUGCCGAGGCAGCAAGUGAUGAGGUGUAUGCACAGGUCUCCCUGGUUCCUGAGAGUGAGGAAAUUGAGCAGAAGUUGAGGGAGGGGAUAUUUGAGGGGGAUGGUGAGGAGGAGGAUGGUGAAGCCACUGUGAAGAUGACAACACCCCAUAUGUUCUGUAAGACCCUAACUGCUUCUGACACUAGCACUCAUGGAGGCUUUUCAGUCCCUCGUCGAGCUGCUGAGGACUGCUUCCCUCCUCUGGAUUAUACUCAACAAAGGCCUUCACAAGAGCUUGUGGCAAAGGAUCUUCAUGGCUCUGAGUGGAAGUUUCGACAUAUCUACAGGGGUCAGCCACGGAGGCAUUUGCUCACUACUGGAUGGAGUGCGUUUGUCAAUAAGAAAAAACUUGUCUCUGGGGAUGCCGUUCUCUUUCUCAGGGGUGAGGAUGGGGAAUUGAGACUGGGAGUUCGAAGAGCAGCACAAGUUAAAUGUGGCCCUACAUUUCCAGCUCAAUGGAAUCAUCAGCUGAAUCAGAUCUCUCCUGGGGAUGUAGCUAAUGCUAUUUCUACUAGAAGUUUUUUCCACAUUUACUACAAUCCAAGGGCCAGCUCAUCAGAGUUCAUAAUACCUUUUAAUAAAUUCUUGAAGAGCCUUGAUCAAUCCUUCUCUUCUGGAAUGAGAUUCAAAAUGCGUUUUGAAACAGAAGAUGCAGCAGAGAGAAGAUACACUGGAAUAAUAACUGGAGUCAGUGAGCUAGAUCCUGCUAGAUGGCCUGGUUCAAAAUGGAAAUGCCUGUUGGUAAGGUGGGAUGAUAUGGAGGCUAACAGGCUCAGCAGGGUUUCUCCUUGGGAAGUUGAGCCUUCUGGUUCUGGUUCUUUUUCCAGUUCCAAUAACUUUACGGCACCUGGUUUGAAGAGGAGCAGGUCUGGAUUGCCUUCAUCAAAGGCAGAAUUUCCAAUUCCUGAUGGGAUAGGAGCACCAGACUUUAGGGAAUCUUCAAGGUCCCAGGAGGUCUUGCAAGGUCAAGAAAUUAUGAGUUUUAAUGCUCUUUAUGAUGGUGUUGAUGGUCAGAACCAGCACCCAUCUGAAAUAAGGAGUUGUUUUCCUGGUUACCACAGUUCUGGGAUUGCUGCAUUAGGAAGUGGUAUCAGAGACUCGAUUGCCACUUCAAAUAACUCCUACAAGGGCAUAGGCUUUAACGAAUCUUAUAGAUUCCAUAAGGUCUUCCAAGGUCAAGAAAUUUUUCCAAGCUCACCAUAUGGAAGAAUCCCAAAUGCUAAUGAGGCUCGUGAAAAUUGUAGUCUUGGAUUCUCUGAUGGUGUCCAAAGGUCAAGCUCAAGCUCAAGAAAUGGAUGGUCUACAUUGAUGCAGGGCUAUAAUACUCAAAUUCGACCUCCUGCACAAGUAUCAUCACCAUCUUCGGUGUUAAUGUUUCAGCAUGCUAGCAAUCCAGUUCCAAAGCCAUCUUCCAAUUUUAAUUUCAAUGAUCAUGUGCAGCAGACAGCUACCACCCGAAGUUGGUUUUGUGGUCCUGAAAUGCAGGGGGGGGAUUUCAAGUUGCCUGCACAUUCUGAGCCCAGUGUAAAAAGAGGCGGCCAGUGGAGCAAUAGUCCUUUUGGUCUGUCCCAUGAGCAUCUUCAACAUGGUGUUUCACAACCUAUUGUAGCUCAAUCAGCCUUUAGGGGUAGUCAAGAUUUGGUGUCGUGCAAAAGCAGCUGCAGACUCUUUGGUUUCUCAUUGACUGAGGAUAAAUGCCUUGUUAAUAAGGAGGACAAUAUGACCUUAAUAACAUCUCCAUUGAAUCCUGGAUCCUCCUUUCUGCCUCGCGCAGGAGAGCACUUCCAUCCAAAGCCUCCAGCAAUAAAUAAUGCAGUUGGGAGCAGUUGUACCGAAGCAAUUCUGCAAACCCGUGCUGAAAAUUAUCGAAUAUACUAAUGAGGCUCGCACAAGGGAUGCUUCCUGUUGCUUGGUUUUAUAUGUAUUAGCUUGUGAGAGAAUAUAAUUAUUCUCCUAAGGUAACUUGGCUAUAUCCUAACUCCUUUGACUAUGCAACAGAGCUGUUUGUACCUGGUACUAAUCUCUGUUAGAUUUCCCAUGAUAACCCACAUUCAAGAAUGUUCUCUUCAUACAGUGCACAAUCCAAUCUGGAAAUGUAGUUGUAAUAGCGCCAGAUAUUUUAUAUGGUUGUCAUCUCUCAAUAUGUUUUGUUCUAUGCUAGCCUACUACAUUCCGAACUA